GUAUGCACUUGAGAUCAAGGAUAUAACAACAUGUUGCGAGGGCGGCGAAAAUCAAAAGUUCCACUAGAAGGAGAAUUGAACGUAGCCUCAUUAACAGAAAAAGAAGGCAAUCCAAACAUAACAAAGUGCGAAGGUACUGACAACAAAGAGGCAGUGAAAAUAAAUACUGAACAAUCAUCAACUACUAAGAGAGGGUGCCGAAAAUUAAUCGUGCCAAUGAAAGGAGAAUCAAACAGAGCCACAUCAAUGGAAGAAAAAGGCAAUCCGAAAAAAGUAACAAAGCGUAAAGGUACUGACAACAAAGAGGCAGUGAAUAUAAAUACUGAACCAUCAUCAACUACUAAGAGAGAUUGCCGAAAAUCAAUCGUGCCAAUGAAAGGAAAAUCCAACAGAGCCUCAUCAAUGGCAGAAGGCAGCAAUCCAAACAUAAAGCGUAAAGGUACUGACAACAAAGAGGCAGUGAAAAUAAAUACUGAAGAACCAUCAACUGCUAAGAGAGGGUGCCGAAAAUCAAUUGUGCCAGUAAAAGGAGAAUCAAACAAAGCCUCAUCAAAGGAAGAAAAAGGCAAUCCAUACAUAACAAAGAGCAAAGGUACUGACAGUAAAGAGACAGUGAAAAUAAAUACUGAACCAUCAUCAGCUACUAAGAGAAGCCACCAAGAAUCGAAUAAGCCCAAAAUAGGAGAAUUAAAGAGAGUCUUAUCUACCCAAGACAAAGGCGGACUUACCAUAACGAAACGCAAAUGUUUGGACAAAAAAGAGGCAAUGAAAGUAAAUACUGAACAGUCACCAACUACCAAGAGGUGUGAUAAGGCAUUUACUAUUCAAUCUGACUCCGAUGAUACUAAUGAUAAAUCUGAUGAUGAGACAUCACCAAGCACGGAUGUUUCAAAAAUUAAAAGAUUGGAGCAAAAGUGUGAUAAGGCAUUUACUAUUCAAUCUGACUCCGAUGAUACUAAUGAUAAAUCUGAUGAUGAGACUUCACCAAGCACGGAUGUUUCAAAAAUUAAAAGAUUGGAGCAAAAGUAUGAAAUCAUUUCAUCCGAAUCAUAUGAGAAUGAUGAUAAGAGUAAGGAUAAAACUGAUGAUGAAACUAAUGAUACUGAUGAUGAGACUUAUGAUGAAACUAAUGCUGAUAGUUAUGAUGACACUAGUGAAAAGACUGAUGAUGAGAUUAAUGAUGCAGUGGCUGAUGAGAGUAAUAAUAAUACUGAUGAAGGGAUUAAUGAAAAGACUGAUGAUGAAACUACAUCUAACUCAGAUGUUUCCGAAAUUCAGAGAUUGGAACAAAAACUCAGAAUGUUGAAAGAAAAGGAAAAGGCUAAACGCAAACUACCUUUCAGUUCAACAACAGAAUCAGAAAACUGGACUAUGAAUGAUACACUAGACAAAGCAUCGGGUGUAUUACACGCAUCUGAUGUCUCAAGAACACUGAUUAAAGAUAUCACAUUUGGGGACAACCUGUUACUUGAAGGUAAAGUAACAUCCCUCAAUCUCUUUACACCAUAUGAAUCUCCUAACUGCAAAGGACAUAGAAUUGCCUUUAAAUUAGAAGAUGAAUCCGGAGCAAUUGCAUGUGUAGCAUUCAAUGAAACAGCUGAAAAAUUUAAACGACUGUUAAAGUUAAAUGGGAUAUAUACACUGUUUAAACCCAUUGUUAAACACGCAAAAGCGGAGUUUAAAACAAAUUGUAGUCAUGAUUACGAACUAACAUGUACCAUAAAAACAACAUUAACUGAGUCAACCAACUCAACCUUAAAUGUUCAAGAUUAUGUACCUAAAUUUAUUAAUUUCAAAGACAUAAGUGACUUACCCGCUAAUUCCACAGUUCAAGUAAAAGGUACAAUAACUGAUGUUUACCAAUUGUCAGAAGGGUAUUCUGAGAAAAUCGGACGAAAAUACCAAAGGAAAUCAAUUACUUUAAAGGAUUCAGAUAAUAAGUACCUCAACGUUACUCUGUGGAAUGUCUGCGCAACAAAAGUAACAGAAGUAGACAUUGGUAAAACAAUAGAAAUUUUUGAUGCCAAGACUACCAAGUAUCAAGAUAUAGAAGGUAUUAGUGCUUCAACUUCUCGAAUGACACUACAUUAUUAAACAAUCCAUUAAAUGAUGUAAUUCAAAUGACAAACAAGGUUCAAAUUAAGUAUUCAAUUAUCAAAAUGUCUAAAUAUUAGUGGUUCAACUUUUGAAAACAUCUCAUUAUCCAUCAGCCUACAUUUAUAGUUGUAGGCUGAAAGAGCUCUCGACUAAGGGUGUGUCUUUUCACGCUAAGCAAUUGGUACUUUUAAUCUUAUCAUUUUUCACUCCCUCAUUAAGUACUGAAUGCCAAUCUUUUGGUUCUAAUAAAUAUAAUUUUAAUCACUGCAUUCAAUAUGCAAUUGAUUUUACAAAUAUUUCUUAUUGUUUUUUUUCUUUUCAUUUAACCGCUAAUUAAAAUUGUUUAAUUAAAUUUCAUACUUUUCUUAUCCACUUUGACAAUCUUUCAUAUUUGACGGCAAGACUACUAAGUAUCGAGAUAUAGAAGGUGUUAGUACUUCGACUUCUUGAAUGACACUACAUUAUUGAACAGUCAAUUCAGUAUAUAAUAUAAAUGACAAACGUCGUUUCACACUGUUCAAUUGGUACUUUUAGUCUUAUCAUUUUCCACUCGCUAAUUACAUACUAAUUGCCAAUCUUUUGGUUCUAAUAUAAAUGACAAACGUCCUUUCACGCUG
Molecule: messenger RNA, 2714 nt
Organism: Bemisia tabaci
Lineage: Eukaryota; Metazoa; Arthropoda; Insecta; Hemiptera; Aleyrodidae
Source: RefSeq, a predicted model, not a curated record